Molecule: messenger RNA, 1908 nt
Organism: Trachemys scripta elegans
Lineage: Eukaryota; Metazoa; Chordata; Testudines; Emydidae
Product: NACHT, LRR and PYD domains-containing protein 1-like
Exons: 10
Coding region: 443-1357 (304 amino acids)
Biological process (GO): inflammatory response; innate immune response; regulation of apoptotic process
Cellular component (GO): canonical inflammasome complex
Source: RefSeq, a predicted model, not a curated record
UCAGUGUUUUGGCCCUUUCCCUCUGUUUUGCCCUGCAGGAUCUUUUGAUGACAAGACUGAGCCCACCCCUAGUUCUGUGGCAGGGACAGCUGAGGCUGAAGAGAUCAUCUGCGAACAGACCGUGCUUCUCUCCGCUGGGGCCGCAGCUGGGGCUGCCGCCGCAGAAGAGACCAGCCUGAGUGAGGAUCCCAGCAGGGACCCCUGGGGACAGGACAAAUGUGACUUAUGUCCCAGAGAGGAGGGGCCUCCGGAAGAAAUACAGCCUGAGACUGUUUGGGGCCCAGAUGGGAAGCAGGAGACGUACAGGGUUCACCUCCUGGGGCCAGGCUCCUUCCUUUGCUCUGAAACCGAGCUGGGGUUCGAGGUGAGGGCAGCUGUGACCAUCCAGUACGGAUACGACUCCUGGGAUCAGCAUCUGAACCCAUCUGAGAAGCAGCAGUGGAUGGUGGCCGGCCCUUUGCUCAACAUCCAAGUGGAACCAGCCAGGGCCGUGGCAGCCGUUCACCUCCCGCACUUCCUGUGCCUGGCGGGGGGAGAGGUCGAUGCCUCCCGGAUGCGAAUUGCCCAUUUCGUUGAAGGGGGGAUGACCCUGGAGGAGCCAACGGGGGUGAGGCCGUUCCACGCCGUGCUGCAGAACCCCAGCUUCUCCCCUCUGGGCGUGCUCUGGAGGAAGAUACAGUCUAAAUGCCAGGCAAAAGUCCACUCCCUGGCACUGCUCUACCGGGCGCUCAGGGCUGCGAACACAACCCUGCACCUCUACCUGAUCCCCAACGACCGUUCCCUGAGACAGGCCGUUAGUGACCAUGAGUCCAAAUGCCCCUCGGUGCGUGUGCACAAGCCUUCCAGGACCAAGCCCUUGAAAUUUGGCUCCUGUUGUGUGGUGUCCAGCUCAUCCCGGCUUGAGGUGAUACCCGAGGAGCUGGAGUUCUGUUAUCUGGGCCCCACGCUGGAGCAGCCGUACCUGGAGAUCUACACCCGGGACAUGCAGGAGGGGCUGCAGCUCAGCCUGUUGGAAAAGAUAGAAGGGGAACCAGUCUGGAAGGCCUUGGUGAGACCAGAAGACGUGAUGGUCUGUGUUUCAUCUGCCCAAAUGCAGACAGAAGAACAUUUCAUCGACCAGCACCGAGAACAGCUGAUCCAACGGGUGCGCCAGGUGGACAGCUUGCUGGAUAAACUGUACAACACCGUGCUGGACAACGAGCAGUAUCAGAGCAUCCGAGCGGAGAGAACGGACCCGGAGAAAAUGCGGAAGCUCUUCGACCUGCUCCCGAGUUGGAACCGGGCCUGCAAGGACCAGCUCUACCAGGUGCUGGAGGCCAAGCAGAAAUUCCUCAUCCAGGAGCUUAAGGGGACAUAAGACUGGCCGCCCUGGCUCACAGCAGGGGCCCAUCUAACUCAGUAUCCUGUCUGUGACAGGGGCCAGUACCAGCUACUUCAGAGGAAGGUGCAAGACCCUCCUCCUUGACAAUUCUGGACUAAUCUGCCCAUGUUGGGUUAAACCCAGUGUCCCCAACUGGGUAAUCCAUUCUGCUUCCUUAAACUUUCCUGGCUCUGACACUUUGUACCUCAAAAGCAGCACCCUGGAACCCCUAUAUUCACCACAGUCAUGUAAUUAUUAUAAGUUUUGUACAAAGGAUGCCUUGUGAGGUAUCAUUUUUAAAGUCUUAAUCUGAAUCAUUAAUAGCCUGUUGGAUUGUGUGUGCUAUCAUUGUAUGGGAAGUUAUGAAGUACUGCUGUAUGUGUUACUGAAAUAUGUGGUGAGGUUGGGCACACCCACAACCAUCCUUUCACUUAUAACAAAUGACAGACCUGUGGGUGGCUAUCUUACAACAGAAAAACUUCAAAAACAGACUCCAACAAGAGACUGCUGAGCUGGAAUUGAUAUGCAAACUAGAUACGAUCAACUCA